Sus scrofa (pig) is the source of this 1483-nucleotide messenger RNA. Its product is annotated as olfactory receptor 4C46-like. Gene Ontology annotation, biological process: G protein-coupled receptor signaling pathway. Gene Ontology annotation, molecular function: G protein-coupled receptor activity; olfactory receptor activity. NCBI's taxonomy places the organism in Eukaryota, Metazoa, Chordata, Mammalia, Artiodactyla, Suidae. Gene Ontology annotation, cellular component: membrane. The record is from RefSeq and is a predicted model, not a curated record.
UAUACAUGGAGAAUAGGAACAAUGUGACAGAGUUUGUUCUCCUGGGGCUCACACAGAAUCCAGAGAUGCAGAAACUCUUAUCUGCUGUGUUUUUUGUCAUCUAUAUUAUCACUAUGGUAGGAAAUGUGCUCAUUGUGGUCACCAUCACUGCCAGCCCAUCCCUGGGGUCCCCCAUGUACUUUUUCCUGGCCCAUCUCUCCUUCAUUGAUGCCUGCUAUUCCUCUGUCAUUACCCCCAAAAUGAUUAUAGAUUCACUCCAUGGAAAGAAGACCAUCCUGUUUGAUGAGUGUAUGACCCAAAUCUUUGGGGAACAUUUCUUUGGAGGUGCUGAGGUCAUCCUGCUGACUGUGAUGGCCUAUGACCGCUAUGUGGCCAUCUGCAAGCCUUUGCACUACAUGACUAUCAUGAAUCGGCGAGUGUGUGGCCUGCUGGUGGGAGUGUCGUGGGUGGGAGGCUGUCUUCAUGCAACCAUACAGAUCCUCUUCAUCUCCAGAUUACCCUUCUGUGGUCCUAACGUCAUAGAUCACUUUAUGUGUGAUCUGAACCCUUUGCUGGAACUUGCCUGCACUGAUACCCACACUCUGGGGCUCUUUGUUGCUGCCAACAGUGGCCUCAUCUGUCUUUUAAACUUCCUUUUCCUGCUGGUCUCCUAUGUGGUCAUUCUGUGCUCCCUCAGGACCUACAGCUUGGAGGCGAGGCACAAAGCCCUCUCCACCUGCAUCUCCCACAUCACAGUGGUUGUCUUAUUCUUUUUGCCUUGUAUAUUUGUGUACCUGAGACCUGCAGGUACUUUAUCAAUUGACAAAGCAGUUGCUUUAUUCUACACUACCAUAACCCUCAUGUUAAAUCCCUUAAUCUAUACCUUGAGAAAUGCCCAGAUGAAAAAUGCCAUUAGGAAAUUGUGUGUCAGGAAAACUUAGGUGACAAAUAAAUAUGACUUGGGCCCAACAUUGAUUUACCUGAGGCUAUGGUCAAAAGACUGUCUCAGCAAGGAAUAUUUAUGGGAUAAAGAAAUCAACUAACUGUUAUGAAUCAUAUCCCCUGCAUUGAGUGGAGCAGAAAUAGGUGCAAGAAAAUAGAGAAUAACAUAAUGUGGGGCCACUCUUUUCAUAUUUAGAAAAUUCUACCACAAUGGAAGGAUUUUAGAAGAAUCUUAGAAGAAUUUUAGAAGAGCCUUACUAGAUUAAAGAAGAUACAUGGAUUCAUAUGUUAGCCUUCUAAUAACAAAUUAAAUAAUUAAAUUUUCCAUUAUUGGGCAGCAUUCUCUGUAAUACUCCAAGCACGUAUACAGUUAAUAUUAUCAUUUUUCAAGUGAGAAAACUGGUAUCAAGGGGAAGAUAUCAAAAAAGAUACACUGGAGAGCCAGGAAACUGACUGAUUUCCUAUAUCAUGCCCUGAACUGUCAAGCAAUGAUGAUAGCAAAAUCAGACAACUAUACUAGUUAUCAUUUAUUGAGACAGGGCCUGUGCUGAACACAAUGUAC